This is a messenger RNA of Vespa velutina, 1216 nucleotides long. It is a transcript of the gene Taf11, whose product is annotated as transcription initiation factor TFIID subunit 11. The record is from RefSeq and is a predicted model, not a curated record. Bases 230 to 961 code for a protein of 243 amino acids. The transcript has 6 exons. NCBI's taxonomy places the organism in Eukaryota, Metazoa, Arthropoda, Insecta, Hymenoptera, Vespidae. Gene Ontology annotation, biological process: transcription initiation at RNA polymerase II promoter; RNA polymerase II preinitiation complex assembly. Gene Ontology annotation, molecular function: transcription coactivator activity; protein heterodimerization activity. Gene Ontology annotation, cellular component: transcription factor TFIID complex; nucleus.
AAUCUAUUUCUAAUAAUAUUUUACUAAUAUCAAACUGAUAAACUAAAUCUAUACGUAACAUAUUAUUUACAGUAUGAAUUCCAUUUCCUUAAUUUAAAUCGGUUUGAAUUUUUAAAGUUACAAAGCUUAUACCUUUUAUUUAAUGGUUAACAGUUUUACUAGACAAAUGUUAUAAGUGAAGAAAUGUUUAAUUUUUAUACCACAUAAGAUCUGAGAUUAUUAAUAGAAAAUGGAUAACCUAUUUGGUAAAGAAGACUCUGGAAAUGAAAGUGAGCAUGUUGAGAUAGAUGAUAAAGAUGAAAAAUUUAAUAUUUCACAAAACUCUACAAUGUCUAAGGAUAUUGAAAAUAUGGACGUAGAUGGUUUACCAAUAAAGGGAGAACUGGAUGCUAUGAGUUCUCAAUCUCAAUCAGACGCUGAAGAAGUAGGUUCUAAUUCUAUAUGUAUGACAAUGGAUGAUCAAUUGGAAAUAGUAAAGCACGAAAUUGAAAUUGAAAAUAAAGAAGAAGAACCAAGUACAGAAGAUAUUUUUGGCAAUGAUAUUAUGUUACCUCAUGUUAAUCACACUAGUAUUAAAGAAAGAAGAGAAAGUAAAGAAAAAAGUAAAAAAGAAUUAGAAGAGGAGGAAAGGGAGAAAAUGCAAGUACUUGUUUCUAAUUUUACGGAAGAUCAGUUAGAUAGAUAUGAAAUGUAUAGGAGAGCUGCAUUUCCAAAAGCAGCUAUAAAGAGGAUUAUGCAAACUAUAACAGGUUGUUCUGUAUCACAGAAUGUUGUUAUAGCAAUGUCAGGUAUUGCGAAAGUAUUUGUUGGUGAAAUUGUAGAAGAAGCUUUAGAUGUAAUGGAAGCUAAUGGUGAAACAGGACCAUUACAACCCAAACAUUUAAGGGAAGCAGUUCGUAGAUUAAGACUUCAGGGUCAAAUACCAAAUGGACGUGCACAUAAAGCAUUCUUUAGAUUAUAGAUAAUAUAUAAUAUUAUUUCUCUUCAUACUAUGUAAGUUUAUAUACAGAUGAUGGUAAUGGGGGAUAGUAUUUUUCCGUCGCAAUUGUAGUUCAUAUUUUAUCCGUACAUGUCGCUGAAGUCAGCUAACAUAACCAUACUCUAUGGAAUACGGAAAGAUGGCGGACAAUAUUUGUUUUAAUAUUCUUUUGAACUAUAUCUAAAAAUUUCUUGUUAAGAAAAAAAAAAACGUGUGUUCUUAAAAAUAAAUAUAAUU